AGACUGUUCGGGAUUUGAUUGACGGGCAACGCCGAAAUCCGUCCGGUCGACAGUCAGCGCGCCGUCGACGAACGCACGCCGUUCCGUUUGUCCGGGCUGUUGACAGUUCGUAGUGCUCGUACCCGCUAAAGCGCGUCUGGUUUUUUUUUCUUCGCACUGCGAAACUGGGCGAUUCGGUUUUCGAGACGAAAAUGUUUAAAUUCGACUCGGCGUAAGAGAGUGUAACGGGGGAAACGCGGAAAAACGGUAACGGGCGGCCGGUUGGAAAAACGGCCUACGUAGUGUUGUUAAAAUUAACGUCGGUCGUAUGCAAGGGAGUACGGUCGCCGGACGGUUUCUUCACUCGCCCCGUUUCUCGCGCGUUAUUGUUGUAUCAAUGCGCUUGUAGCGCAUACUGUCGCUAUGACCUCGGGGCACAGAUUGUAGUUGUUCCUUGUAAAAAUAUUAACGGCAACGAUUAAACAAACAGACGCUACAUAAUCAAACAUAUUUUAUUCGCAAACAACGGUCGAUAUUUAAUUAAAGAAAAUAAAUAACUUUAACCUUGUAUCAUUAAGAAAAAACACCAAAGUGCAUUAUUAUCAAUUAUCAGUAACAUUUUUAUUAAUAUCAUUUCUCGUUAUGUACUGUUAUUCUUAGAAAAAUUUAAUUUCCGUCGAUUUUUCCCAUAGCACGCAAAAGAUGAAACAUCCACUAGUAUUGGUAGUUUGGUCGUUAACGCUGUUAGUGUGCAACAACCAAGCAAAUUUAAAUAUUGGUGGGUUCAGGUUGAGUACACAAUUAAUUAUUAUUUCAUAAAAAUUGGUUUUUUUUUUUUUAUUACUAUAGCUAUUAUUGGCGGUGGUAUUGGUGGAACCUCUUGUGCACAUUUUUUAAGAGAAAUGUUCAACGAUUUGGUGAAAAUAGAUAUUUAUGAGGGUAACAAAGUUGGUGGAAGAUUGGCCACGGAAAUUAUGAAUGACGGUAAUGAAUAUGAGACCGGCGGAUCAGUUAUACAUCAAAGAAACAAGUAUAUGUCUGACUUUGUUAACCAUUUUGGUGAGUUAUCCAACACGCCUAUUUGCCAAACUGUUAUUUAUAUUAUUUUUUACUAGGUCUUCAAAAACGUAAUUCGUUGUUCAAAAAUGAAAGACUUGGAUUCUAUAAUGGUAAAGAUUUUGAUUUUAUUGAAAACAAUUACUUUAUACUGCACCUAAUGAAUAUUUAUUGGCGGUAUGGAUACAGUCUCAAGCAUUUAAAUGAUUUUGUCUAUAGUAUGCUCGACAAGUUUGACAAGUUAGAAUAUUAAUAAUAUAAUUUUUCAAAACCCGCAUAGGUGUUGUAUAAUUAAAUUUCUCUUUUAGAAUUUAUGAACUACAGGCUAAUGGUCAAAGUUUUGAUACAACAUAUGACUUACUAACAUCCAUGGAUCCAUCAUUUGUGAAUUAUUUGAACAUAUCAGUGAAGGAUGCAUACUUGAAAAAUGAUUAUUCUAUAUCUCUUGUUACUGAGCUUGUACAAGCUUCUAUUAGAGUUAACUAUGGACAAAAUAUUAAUGUUCAUCAAUUUGUUGGUAAUAAUUGGUUAUACUUGCAUUACUUUAACUGAUAUUAUUUUUAACCUUACUUAAAUUAUCUGUACUUUAUAAAUAAUUUUAAUUUCCCCACGUUUUUAAAAAAAAAAAGUUUGCAAUUGUUUGUAAUUUACAUCUUAUUAGAUAAGAUUAAAUUGAGCGGAAAAAAUAAAAUAGUAUUUGUAUUAUCCCCUUAGACGUUAAAACUAACAAGACAGAUAUUAUUAUUAACUAUAAUUAUUAGCAUUGUAAUUACAUAUUAUUAUUUUAUAGAACAUUUUAAAUUGUUAUAGGAACAGUUUCUAUGGCCGGAAUGGAUGGAUCAUUGUGGUCAGUAAAAGAAGGUAAUAAAAGAGUUGCUGAAAAACUUCUUGAAAUUUCUAAAGCGCAAUUAAUAGAUGAAUAUGUUAUCCAAAUAAUGAAAAAUGGUGAAUCAUAUACACUGUUGACUAAUACUGGAAAAAAAUCUACAUACGAUUAUGUAGUUUUCGCUGCACCUCUUGUUUCAAAUCAAAGGAUACCUAUAAAUUUUGCUAACAUUCCAUUAGAAUUUGAUAAACUUGGGACGUAUCAUCAAACAGUAUGUACAUUGGUUUUUGGCAAGAUAAAAAAGACACAAUUUCCUCCUCUUUCUGAUUAUCCUUCACCAAUUUUAAUAAUAUCAACUAAUGAAAAAGUAUUUUUCAAUUCAAUUAGUAAUAUUGAAGGUGUCAAUGAAACUGCUAAUUUAAAUGUUUGGAAAGUAUUUUCUCAGGAACCACUCACUAACAAUCAAAUACAUGCAUUAUUUGUAAACAUUACUGAUGUUAAAAUUGUGAAUUGGUUAGCAUAUCCUCACUAUUAUGUCCCAACAGAAUCCCGAAGUUUCCACAUCGCGGAUAGACUUUACCACAUUAACGCCAUAGAAUGGGUUGCAAGUGCCAUGGAAAUGAGUUGCAUAGGUGCAAAAAAUGUAGCACUAUUAAUCAAAAAACAUUUUUACAGCAAAGAACAAAGUGAAACAGUUGAAAGGUCUCACAUAGAAUUAUAAUAAAUUUAAAAAAAUAAAAUAUAAUAUGUCAACAACAAAAAUUAUGUAUUUAAAUAAAACAUAAGUGUUAAAUAUACAAUGAUUUCAAGUAAAGAAAUCUAAAAUUAAAUACUAAUAGUGGCAUUUCAAUGUACAAAUAUAUUUAAUAAAACUCUAUUUAAUAAGAUCUACCGCUGUUGAAAUGUACCAAAUCCAAGACCCAGUCCUCGAUGUGUGUGUGUUGCCAUUCGAGCAACUUCAUAUUGACUUUCCAUUGAAUUAAACAUUUCUUCUUGUUUUUUAAUAAUGUCUUUCGAUUGUCCUUGUUGAGAUGGUUGAUUAUCAACACCUAUUUCAUAUUAAUGAAUUUAAUAUAAUUUCAAAAUGCAAACAUUUGUAAUUUUAUAUUGUAACAAUAGUAUCUACCUAUUCCAUUAUCUUUGAUACCCAUAAGCCUUUUGAACUUGGCAGUAACUUUGCCAUCUUGAUCUCCAAAUUUUGUGGACUGCCAAAUGGUUGCAGUCUUGUUAGUAGUUAUCAUAGUCGGUUUACAUUCUUCAACUUGUUUUACAACAUCAAUAUUUGUUUUAUUACCCCAUAAUAAUUUUCGUUUUUGAAUCUGUUCAGCAUAUUUAUUUGGGUUUACAGCUACUGGGUUGUAAUAUGAUGGUAACUCUAUUCCUGUUUGCACUUUCACUUUUUCUACUUGUGCUUCCAUCGAUUUCUGUAGUAACUGUUGUGGAGUGACUUGUGUAGUAGAUGGUUGGGUAGAACAUCCAAUAGAUGGAACUUUUAAUUCAAUUCCUAAUUUAUCCAAAACUAAAAAAUAAAUAAUUAUAUUAUGUUAUCAUUAAUAAUUUCAAAUUAGUGAAAGAUAAAUAACCCG
Molecule: messenger RNA, 3447 nt
Organism: Cinara cedri
Lineage: Eukaryota; Metazoa; Arthropoda; Insecta; Hemiptera; Aphididae
Source: the annotation of a GenBank genome assembly